CGGGUCCAUCUAUUCACCAUCGUUCAGAUCAUCUGCCUGACAGUUCUGUGGAUACUCAAGUCUACUGUUGCCGCCAUCAUUUUCCCCGUCAUGAUCCUUGGCUUGAUGAUGGUGAGGAAGAUGCUGGAUUGGGUGUUCAGCCAGCACGACCUUGCCUGGUUGGAUGACAUCUUACCUGAAAAGGACAAGAAGAAACAAGAAGACAAAACAAGAAGAAGAAAGGGAAGGAAGAUCUGGAGAGUGACGAGGAGCGAGCCGGCCACCCUGGAGCUGUGCAUUCAGACUCUUCUGCCAAUGGAUCAGACAUGGACCGCAGCAUUACUCUCCAUUUGAAGAUCUCCUGUCCCUCCUCUCCUGCUAUCAGUUAUCCCAGAAACCCCCCUGAAUGCCGUCCCCCAAGUGAAGAUUGAGAUGGACUCAGACUAUGAGGACUCUGACAUAGACAAGAACCCCAGAGACCGGGGCAGUGAGACUACUUUAUAG
Staurois parvus is the source of this 483-nucleotide messenger RNA. NCBI's taxonomy places the organism in Eukaryota, Metazoa, Chordata, Amphibia, Anura, Ranidae. The record is from the annotation of a GenBank genome assembly.